AAAAAUAAGUUAAAUAAAUAAGUAAUUUAGUUGCAUUUCAUGGAAUCAUGUUUGUCUAACUAUAAAUAUCGGUAGGUGGAUUACAAGAUUACAAGCUUUGAGUGUUGAGUCAUACUAGUCUGCCAGUGUGUGCGCACCAGAAAAUUCUUGCAACCUCCUCUGCGCAUUCCUUCAAUCAGUUAAAAAGGAAAAAUGGCGAGGAAGAAGAUCAGAGAGUAUGACUCCAAGAGACUGUUGAAGGAGCAUUUCAAGAGGAUUUCUGGAUCCGAUUUGGAAAUCAAAUCUGCCCAGGUGACCGAGUCUACUGACUUUAAUCAACUAGUGGACAAGGAGCCCUGGCUUUCAUCUACAAGAUUGGUUGUUAAACCAGAUAUGCUGUUUGGGAAACGUGGUAAAAGUGGUCUUGUUGCUUUGAACCUGGAUUUGGCUGGAGUUGCUGCUUUUGUGAAAGAGCGACUUGGCAAAGAGGUAGAGAUGGGGGGCUGCAAAGGACCCAUUACUACAUUCAUUGUCGAACCAUUUAUUCCCCACAAUGAGGAAUUCUACCUAAACAUUGUCUCUGAUAGGCUUGGUUGUAGCAUUAGCUUUUCGGAAUGUGGAGGAAUUGAUAUUGAAGAGAACUGGGACAAGGUCAAAACUAUAUUCGUUCCAACAGGUGUAUCCUUUACAUCAGAGCUCUGUGCUCCACUUGUGGCAACUCUUCCCUUAGAGGUCAAACCUGUAAUUGAGGAGUUCAUCACAUUCAUCUAUGCUCUGUUUUUAGAUUUGGACUUCACUUUCCUUGAGAUGAAUCCUUUCACCUUGGUUAACGGGAAGCCUUAUCCUUUGGAUAUGAGAGGCGAGCUUGACGAUACCGCUGCUUUCAAGAACUUCAAAAAAUGGGGAAAUAUAGAAUUCCCAAUGCCAUUUGGAAGAGUUAUGAGUCCAACAGAGAGCUUUAUUCACGGACUUGAUGAGAAGACAAGUGCAUCUUUGAAGUUCACCGUCUUGAACCCCAAAGGGCGAAUCUGGACUAUGGUUGCCGGAGGAGGUGCAAGUGUCAUCUAUGCUGAUACAGUUGGAGAUCUUGGUUUUGCUUCUGAGCUUGGGAACUAUGCGGAAUACAGCGGCGCUCCCAACGAGGAGGAAGUCUUGCAGUAUGCCAGAGUUGUGAUUGAUUGUGCAACUGCAGAGCCUGAUGGCAGAAAGAGAGCCCUCGUGAUAGGUGGUGGAAUAGCCAACUUCACUGACGUUGCUGCUACAUUCAGUGGUAUCAUCCGAGCUCUAAGAGAAAAGGAAGCAAAACUCAAGGCUUCUAGAAUGAGCUUGUACGUCCGAAGAGGAGGGCCUAAUUACCAGAAGGGACUCGAGAAAAUGAGAAUUCUUGCUGAAGAAAUAGGCAUUCCUAUCGAGGUAUAUAUAUCCAUUGUCGUGGUUGAAACCUGCGCAAAUUGUUCCAAGGCAAAAAAAGCUUACUGUUUGAUUUGUUUGGGAUGUAGGUUUAUGGACCUGAGGCAACCAUGACUGGAAUCUGCAAACAGGCUAUUGAAUGCAUCAGUGCAGCUGCUUGAAGUUGCUGAAUCUGAUUACCAACUAUUUUAUCUGCUUUUUAUUGUCAAUUUACCCAAAGUUUCCAACCAUUUUCGAUUGUAUUUCUUCACUGUUUUCAUAAAUGGGCCUCAAGAAAUUGGUCUGUAUCCCCUUUUUUCACUUAUCUCGCGAGUCAGAAGGUCAAGGAUUUGUUAUGAAUGCUGUAGUCGAAAUUGCAUGAGAUUCUGUUUUUUACUUUCUUUGUAUAUGCAUAAUAUUGUACUGAUAAGAUUAAUACAACGAAUCAACGAUUUAAAAUAAA
Salvia miltiorrhiza (redroot sage) is the source of this 1831-nucleotide messenger RNA. RefSeq names its product ATP-citrate synthase alpha chain protein 1. Gene Ontology annotation, molecular function: succinate-CoA ligase (ADP-forming) activity. The transcript is spliced from 12 exons. The record is from RefSeq and is a predicted model, not a curated record. NCBI's taxonomy places the organism in Eukaryota, Viridiplantae, Streptophyta, Magnoliopsida, Lamiales, Lamiaceae. The coding region runs from base 193 to 1503 and encodes 436 amino acids. Gene Ontology annotation, biological process: succinyl-CoA metabolic process; tricarboxylic acid cycle. Gene Ontology annotation, cellular component: succinate-CoA ligase complex.